Molecule: messenger RNA, 577 nt
Organism: Xenia sp. Carnegie-2017
Lineage: Eukaryota; Metazoa; Cnidaria; Anthozoa; Malacalcyonacea; Xeniidae
Product: integumentary mucin C.1-like
Exons: 5
Coding region: 1-456 (151 amino acids)
Source: RefSeq, a predicted model, not a curated record
AUGGGGACUGUGAAAGUAUCUUGGCAGGCAGAGUGCAACACACAGGUAUUCUAUAAAGGCAGACGCGUCAUACACAGAUUAGAUUGUGGUUAUUAUGGAAUAAACCGGGCACAAUGUCAAUCAUAUGGCUGUUGUUUUGACAGUAAAAACGAUGGCAAUAUAACUGCUUUUCAAGUUCGUCAAUGCACUAAAAUAAAACCAGAACAUCGUCUAGAUUGUGGUUAUCAUGGAAUCACAGAAAGACAAUGCAGAUGGAAAGGCUGCUGUUUUGAUAGAAAAUAUAAAAACAAAUUCAACUGUUUUUACCAAAGUAGUGCCUGCGAUGUUGUCAAAGCAAACGAAAGAAUAGAUUGUGGUUGGUAUGGAAUAACUAAAAGCCAAUGUGAAAGAAAAGGAUGUUGCUACGACAAAAGUAUUCUUCAUGCCAAGCACUGCUUUUACAAAGGAAGUCUUUAAGUGAGGAUUCUUCGUUCGCACGACGAUUAAUAAUCUUGUAGUAUAGUCGUAGUCAAAUAUACUCCCUUGUUAUGGCAUUGUUAACGUUCGUUUUUCAUUAAAGUUCUAUUAGUUUAUGAAA